Molecule: messenger RNA, 201 nt
Organism: Oppiella nova
Lineage: Eukaryota; Metazoa; Arthropoda; Arachnida; Sarcoptiformes; Oppiidae
Source: the annotation of a GenBank genome assembly
AUGAUAAUACAAAUUUCCAGGACUGAUCCCAAGCUCUGCUGCAAUAUGAUUCGUUGUAACUGCACGUUCGCCGCGCUCAUUAAAAAGUUGCAAACUAAUCUGCAAAAUUCGUUCAACGUAUGCAUGACAUUCUUGAACAACAGAAAGUCGCUUAUCAACGCUACCCUGUUCCUACAGCAAAGGAACGUAUUGAACGUUUAG